Messenger RNA from Naumovozyma castellii, 1416 nucleotides. RefSeq names its product transcription factor TFIIE subunit TFA1 (gene TFA1). The transcript has a single exon. Bases 1 to 1416 code for a protein of 471 amino acids. The record is from RefSeq and is a predicted model, not a curated record. Lineage: Eukaryota; Fungi; Ascomycota; Saccharomycetes; Saccharomycetales; Saccharomycetaceae.
AUGGAUAGAAAUAUAGACGAGAUCGUGAAAAACUUACUAAAGUUUGUAGUGAGAGGUUUCUAUGGUGGCUCAUACGUCCUGGUACUGGAUGCAAUCCUAUUCCAUUCAGUCCUCGCUGAAGAUGAUCUUAAACAAUUAUUAAGUAUAAAUAAGACAGAUCUGGGUCCCCUUGUGGCAAGGUUACGGUCAGAUAGACUUGUAUCCAUCCAUAAACAGAGAGAAUAUCCUCCAAACUCUAAAAGUGUAGAAAGAAUAUACUAUUAUAUCAAAUUCCCACAUGCUAUCGACGCUAUUAAGUGGAAAGUUCAUCAAGUCGUACAAAGAUUGAAAGAUGAUUUGGAUAAGAAUUCUGCUCCAAAUGGGUAUAUGUGUCCCAUUUGUUCCACUAAAUAUACACAAUUGGAGGCGGUCCAAUUAUUAAAUUUCGAUAGAACUGAGUUUCUUUGUUCAUUAUGUGAUGAACCUCUCAUUGAAGAUGAUUCGGGGAAGAAAAAUAAGGAAAAGCAAGAUAAAUUGAAUAGAUUGAUGGAUCAAGUACAACCCAUUAUUGAUUAUUUGAAAAGAAUUGAUGAUUCUAGAAUUGAAGAAAAUACUUUCGAAAUUGCAUUAGCAAGGUUAAUACCUCCACAAAACCAAUCACAUGCUGCAUACACAUUUAAUCCAAAGAAGGGUAGCAAUAUGUUUAGACCUGGUGAUGCUCCAAUUAUAACAGGCUUGAAUAAUGAUAACAGUAGGCGUGCAGGAGCAAACUCGCAAGCUACAUUACAUAUUAAUAUUACCACUGCAAGUGAUGAGAUUGCACAAAGUAAAAUGCAAGAACGUCAAGCUGAAGAGAAGAGGAAACAAAAUGCUGUUCCUGAAUGGCAUAAACAAAGUACCAUUGGUGAAUCUGCUCUAGGGAGAUUGGAUGACGAAGAUGAAUUCGAUCCUCAACAAAAGACACAAGGUCUUCCUGCCGCAGCUGGUGAUUUGGAAAAUGGUUCCGAUGGAUUUAAUUAUAAUGGUAAUCAUCGUGUAUUAACAGAACAAGAAAUUGAAGAAAGAGAAAACGAACGUGCUUUGAACGAUUACUACGCCGCAUUAGCUAAGAAACAAGCUGCUGAGAGAAAGAAGGAGGAAGAAGAGGAAGAGGAAGAAAUUGAAGAGGAUGGUGAUGAAGAAAUGGAAGAUAUAGAUGUCAACACUGGAGCUGUUAAUGGUAUAUCACCAAUAGCUGAAAAAGUUGAAGACGAAGACGAAGACGAAGAUGAAGAUGAUGAAGCUGCAUUUGAAGAUGAUUUUGAAGAUGUGAUGGAACAAGAAAAUAAAAAUAAAGAAGCCGUAGCAGAACAAUCAAAGAAAGAAGAAAAGCCAGCCGAAACCAAUGAUGAUAAUGAUGGAGAUGACGACAUGGACAUUGAAUUCGAAGAUGUUUAA